UAGAUCUAAGAGUAUAUUGAGGGAAUUAUAUUUUUGAGGGAAUCAUAUUUUUUAAUGUUUUAUGCAUGUUCAGAAUUGAUAUUAAGUUUUUCAUAUUUUUGAUGUUUUAUGUUUGAUAUUGAUAUUAAGUUUUACUAUUUUCUUUACUGAUGAAAUGCUUUGUUUGAAAUAUGAGCCUAUUGCUUUGUUUGAAAUGUGAGCCUAUCGCUUAAGCUUCGCUUCUAGAGAAACGGGGUUUUUCCACAGAAGUAAGACGAGAGAUCUGAGCUCAUGGACAGCUGUGCUUUGGUACAGGAUGUGGUUUAACACCUGCAAGGAAUCAGCCGUAUCUCAGUCUGUGUAGGGGUGCAUGUGUGUUUUGUGUGUGUGUGUGUUUGCAGGCUACUGGCAGAUUCUAACUGGUUGAGAUGAGAUCUGAUGAUGGGAAGGCGAAUAAUGGAUUGGAGGCUCAUCGAGAGUGGGGAGGAGACAACCAAGAAUAAAAACUGUUGUUUUAUGAAUUGUACGGCAAUACUGGAGCGCCCAGUUUGCCUUUUCAUGGUGUCUCUUCAGUAUUCCUGGGCUCAGCAUUGUUGAUCUGAUCCUUCGUUUAUUAAACUUUGAUUUCUCGAUAAAGCUAAGUUUCCUGCGUCUACUUUCAAGCGAAUCCUGAACUCGGGGAGGGAAAAACCAUUUUCCUACAAUUUGGAGGGGGCACCCGGAUUCGCUCAGACGCUUCGUCGAGUUGGAGGACGAUCUCAAAUCAACCUCUGCGCAGAACUUCUAAUAAGGUAAGCAGUCACCUUUUUGAUAAAAGUACUGCAAGAUUGGAAUUACCAAAUUUAAGGUUGAUUGGGGAUUGAAUACCAACAUAAUCCAUAAAUAAUUUGAAUUAGAUCAACAAUGGCAAUUAAAAUGAGUUGACCCGGCGUGGUUACAAGGUUUAAAAACUCAUACUAUUAAUUGAUUAUUAACGAGUCGACCCGGCGUGGUUAAACAAAUUUAUAAAGACUCAGAAUUGGUUUAUUAUUGAGUUGACCCGGCGUGGUUAAACAAAUUUAUAAAAACUCAGAGUUGACCCGGCGUGGUUAACAAUUGGUUAUUAAAGGAGUUGACCCGGCGUGGUUAAACAAAUUUAUAAAAACUCCGAAUUGGUAUAUUAAACGAGUCGACCCGGCGUGGUUAAACAAAUUUAUAAAGACUCAGAAUUGGUUAUAUUAUAGAGUUGACCCGGCGUGGUUAAGCAAAUUUAUAAAAACUCUGAAUUGGUUAUUAAAGGAGUUGACCCGGCGCGGUUAAGAAAACUUAUAAAAACUCCGAAUUGGUAAUUAAACGAGUUGACCCGGCGUGGUUAAGAAAUAUUAUAAAAACUCGUAUCGUGUUUUCCUGGCAUGGUUGAGAAUUGAAGUUUACCCGGCGAGGUUAACUCACUCGUAAAAACACAUAAAAGAGAGUAAAAGGCAAAACGUUAAAGGGUGUAAAAUUGUGUUAAAGUGUCAAUUGUGUGCGGAUUCCUGAAUGAGCAUGUGUGUGAGUGAAUAACUCCGUAUUUGGGAGGUCAGAGUGCUGCGCACCUUCUCUGGACCGUCGCUUAAGUGUGACCCGGUAGGAACGGACGCAGCAUUCUGGGAGCUCAGAGAGGAGGGUGUGAUUGAUGAGCCCUAUAUUCAUAGGGACUGAGAGCAUGUAAAUAAAACAUCGAGUGAAUGAAGGAAUCAUAAUUAGAUGCUAAAGUGUUAUAUUACAAACCAAGAAAGGUGAAAAAUAUUCCUAAGUGGUGGGUGUGUAGAUUAUUAGGACAUAAGGAAGAUUGUGAAGUGUGUGACCCCAAUAGGGAGACAAAACCAUUAUUAAAAUGACAACAUAUAAAGAGACGUGGGAUGGUAUCUGUAAGCAGAUAAUACAUCACACCGAACCAAAAGACAGAAAGAAAAUAAGUAAAACAUUAGAAAGUCAGUGGACAUAUCUCUCAGGUCUAAAUGGCUGGACAGAGACAACUAAAAAUCAGGGAAAGUUACUGAACAUACUUUUGACAGAGGAGAAAAGGGCAGAUACAGAUUUGGUACUGGCCAGACAAAAUAGGGACAAAACUGGGGUUUGGAAGAAGGGAGCAGCAAACAGAGAAAUAGAAAAAGCAGAAGAUAGACUGAGACAAUGGAGCAGGGUAGCUGCAGCCAUGGUUACCAAAGUAAAAAGUGCUGUGUGGGCAGAUCAAAGGGACUCACCAGAGAGGCCCCCACCCUAUAGUAGUGCAGAAGAAAAAACCAAAACCCCCUCAGCACCAAUGCAGAUGCCAGUAAUGAUAGUAAAAGGGGGAGAAAUAGAAACUACUACUAAACAAGCUAACAAAGAUUUCAAGUUCAUGAUAAAACAGGGCGCUAUAGAGGUCGAAGAAACAGAGGAAGAUAAAAAACAAAGACAGUUGAAAACGGCCCUAAAAGAAGUUCAGACUAAGAUAGAAAUAGAGGAAGCAGUAAAACAGGAAAUAGCAAAGCAGUUUACCGCAAACAUUCAACUCGCAAGAGACAGUGUAAACCAAACAAUGUCGAGGGUAGCAGAAAUGGAGGAAGAGCUGAAGAGAAACCUCAACGAAGAAGAGGGAAGUGUAAGAUCUGAAGGGACCACAUCAGUAGGGGGUACCUGUGAGGACAGAAACAAGAUAAUAGUAUCAGGGUAUCAAUUGGAUGUAGACUGGGGAAGAGAGGCUGCAUUACAAAGAGAGCACAGAGCACAAGGUCCCGAGCUAGAUAGCUUGUCAGACAGAACUAAAAGAUGGGUGCAUGCAGAGGAGAAUAGGGAACAACAAAUGCCCUUGUUUAUGAAAAACUUACACAGCACCCCAAAAUUAGUGAUGCCACUAAUCAGGGCAGCUACAGGAAGGAAGGAAUACAAACCCUGGGGACAUACAGAUAUGAAUGCUGUGCUAAGUAAAUUACCAGAAAUUACUAAGGGAGGUCAGAGGUGGUUCACUAAACUGUUGACCCUGACCCAUGGGACAGACCUAGCACUGGGAGAUGUUAGAGCAUUAUGGGGAAGCAUACUAACUAGAACACAGGUAGAACUGAUAGAAAGGGAAGCUAACACGACCACAGAAGAAAAUGAAGAACCUUUAAACAGGUUCAGUACUGAAGUGGGAAGCGCCAUGAGGCGAAUUUACCCCACCCCAAAAUUGACUUAUCAAAGCAUAAAGUUCAAAAUAAUGACUGGAGAAUCUGCAUCAGCAUAUCUGCACAGGUGUGAGGCUGAGUGGGAAGAUAGGACAGGGGAAAAUCCAGACUCCUCUGACAUAUGUAAAGAAUUUUUCAGACAGGCUGUGAUUAAGGGUGUUCCUGCGAGCGCUGUAGCCGCCAUAGAAAAUAGUCCAGACAUGCAGGGGGGAGAAGGGGAGGUGUGGACUCGCCAUUUCAUCCACCACGUAGAACCAGUAUUAUUUCAGAUAGACAGAACAGAAAUAGUAAACGUCCGACAGUAUAAACUUCGACCAGAAGCUGUGGAGGGAAUAGGGGAAACCAUAGAAGAGUUAGAGGCUGCUGAGGUCCUACGCAGAACAGUGUCUGACUGGAACACCCCAAUCCUUCCUGUUUUGAAAAAGACAACUGGAAAAUACAGAAUGGUGCAUGAUUUAAGGCUAAUCAAUGAGAAAGUAUUGACUGCUACCUUACCCACCCCCAACCCCUAUACCAUCAUGUCUAAAUUGACACCAAAACAUUCUCAUUUUACGUGCAUAGACUUGGCUAAUGCAUUUUUCUGCAUGCCCCUGGCAGAACAAUGUCAAGACAUUUUUGCUUUUAGCUAUCAGGGAGCGCAAUAUACUUACAACAGACUACCACAAGGGUUUAUUUUAAGCCCAGGUCUGUUCAACCAAGCAUUAAGGGAGCUGUUGGACAGCUGUACUUUGCAUGAAGGUACCAUUGUUAUCCAGUAUGUUGAUGACUUGUUAUUGGCAGCACACUCCAACGAGGUCUGCCUGCAGGACACACGAAAAGUACUAACAUUACUAAGUACUGCAGGGUUAAAGGUGAGCAAAGAAAAAAUACAAAUCAGCAGGGCAACAGUGCACUUCCUUGGAAGAAUAAUUGGACAAACAGGCACGGCCCUAUCUGAUGACACCAAACAAACUGUGUUGUCACACCCAAAGCCACUAGUAGUAAAAGACAUGAUGUCAUUUCUGGGGUUGAUAGGGUAUAGCAGACAAUAUGUACCAAAUUACUCAGAAAGAACUGCAACAUUGAGGGCAUUGGCAAAAGAAGUUGGGAUGAAAAACAGUAGAGCACGACUAAACUGGACACAAGAGGCUGAAGCUGUUUUCUGUGGGCUUAAGGCUGAUUUAGCCACUGCAGCAGCCUUGCAGACUCCAAAUUAUGAAUUGCCUUUCUUUCUGGACGUUAGCACCACGGCCUCCACCACAAAUGGAGUGUUGUAUCAAAAACAACACCAGCAAAGGAGGGUUUUGCAUUAUUUGAGUGCACCCCUAGAUAAGAUAGAGCAAAAACAGCCCACUUGUGCUAGGUAUGCUGCUGGCCUGGCUAAAUUGAUAGAAAAAUCUGAGCACAUAGUCAUGGGACAUCCAUUACAUGUACUGACGUCACACUCUGUUAUAUCAUUCAUCACUUCAUCUGCAUUCACUUUUUCUGCACAGAGACAGAACAAGCUAUUGACCGCCCCACACAUCAUAUAUGAACACCAAGGGGUAAACAUGGCUCAUGCAGGAGAGGGUGAACCACAUGAAUGCAUCCCCAGGGCAGAGGCAGAGGAACAGAUCAGACCAGGUUUAAGUAGCAUUCCAUUAACUAAACCACAGCUAACUCUGUUCUGUGAUGGUUGCUGUUUUAAAACUGAUUCAGGCAAACUUGUAGCCAGUUACGCCAUCGUGGAACAGACUGACGACGGGUAUACAAUAAGGGAACAGCAGGUGUUGCAAGAUAGACCAUCAGCACAGCGAGCUGAGUUAUUGGCCCUUGUGAGAGCCUUGCACAUGGCCAAAGAUAAGACUGUAAAUAUUUAUUCAGACUCAGCAUAUGCAGUAGGGGCAGCUACAUCUGAACUGACUGGUUGGGCAAGAGUGGGGUUUGUAACAUCCUCUGGGAAGCCUAUAAAGCACGCACAAGAAGCCUCUGAUUUGUUAGAAUCAAUUAUGUUGCCACAAGAGGUAGCAAUAAUUAAAUGUGCAGCACACACCAAAGGAAAAGAUCCUGUUUCAUUAGGAAACGAGGCAGCAGACGCCGCUGCUAAAACAGUGGCAGGGUACAAACCAUUGCAAAUGACUGUGACUGCAGUUGACGAGCUGCAUCAAAUUGACGAACAUCUAACUACAAGUUUUCUAUCUAAAGAACAAAGUUUGGCUGCAGCUGAGGAAAUUUCAGUAUGGUUAGAAAAGGGAGGAAGAAAAGAUUCCCAGACAGGACUAUGGGUCGGUCCUACAGGUAGACCAAUUAUGCCUGCAAAUUUAGCAGGGAAAGUCCUGACAGAGGCCCACUCUCUGGCUCACAGCAGCGAGAAGGAUAUGACUAAACGAGUGUCUCAAUGGUGGCACCCUUUCAUGCCACACAUGAUAAGUGGAGUAAUAGCCUCUUGUCAAACAUGUGCAGAGUUCAAUGUCAAGCCAACCUCCAAACCCACUGCAGGGCAUUUCCCCACAGAUAGGGGUCCAGGGUGUACAGUAGUCAUGGACUUUACUGACAUGAUCACAAGAGUAAACGGAAAAAGGUAUCUGCUGGUCCUAGUAGACCAAUUCACUGGUUGGCCAGAAGCUUUCCCAUGCGCUAGGGAAGAUGCAGUUUCUGUGGUAAAAUGUUUGAUCAACCAAUACAUUCCAAGGCAUGGGUUCCCUCGUAUAAUCAGGUCAGACAAUGGCACUCAUUUCAAAAAUGAACAUCUGGCGGAUGUAGAAAAAUUGUUAGGUCUAAAACACCGGUAUGGAGCUGUAUACCACCCACAAAGUCAGGGAAAAGUGGAGCGCCUCAAUCUAACGCUAAAAAACAAACUGGCAAAAAUUUGUCACAGGUCCAAAUUGAAUUGGGUAGAUGCACUUCCCAUUGCACUAAUGUCAGUACGCUGUUCUAUUAAUCGAACUACAGGUUUUACUCCAUUUGAAUUGGCUACAGGAAGACAAUUCCCGGGCCCAUGGGCCCCCUUGCAUGCUGGAGACACUGACUCACCGCAAAUGUAUCAUGAUAAAGUAUGUGCUGUGAUUAACAUGUUUUCUCCGCAGAAAAAUUGGCCAACAGAGAGUGAAGCAUCUAGACCUGCAGAAAACACAACACUGUGGACAGGUCUUUGGCGGAUGUCAGAGUUGACCUCAGGAGAGGUCAAAGAGAGGGAGAAGGAGAAGGAGACACUGAGGAGCCAGAAAGAGAGGGAGAAGGCGGGGAAAGAAGCGGACAAACAGAAGCAGCCCCAGCCCCCAGAACACAGCUAAGCGCAACCCCUGUAUUUAAAAUCUUGCAACGAACUGGAGACUUGCUUCAGACACCAGAACACAUUCCCAUUGCACAUUGUAUAAGUGCUGAUUAUGCACUAGGAGCUGGGGUAGCUAAACAAAUUAGAGA
Danio rerio (zebrafish) is the source of this 6527-nucleotide messenger RNA. Lineage: Eukaryota; Metazoa; Chordata; Actinopteri; Cypriniformes; Danionidae. The record is from RefSeq and is a predicted model, not a curated record.